Messenger RNA from Ceratotherium simum simum (southern white rhinoceros), 1758 nucleotides. RefSeq names its product Rab interacting lysosomal protein (gene RILP). Lineage: Eukaryota; Metazoa; Chordata; Mammalia; Perissodactyla; Rhinocerotidae. Gene Ontology annotation, cellular component: lysosome; cytoplasm; ciliary basal body. The record is from RefSeq and is a predicted model, not a curated record. Gene Ontology annotation, molecular function: dynein light intermediate chain binding; small GTPase binding; protein dimerization activity. Gene Ontology annotation, biological process: cilium assembly; early endosome to late endosome transport.
CUCUUGGCCGCCUGGCUAGGAGUUGGUUGUCCUGCUUCCUGUGACCUUGGGGGCUUGAACAGGGCAGGGUCCAGGAUGCCCAGGCCACUGUCUCCUUCCCCUUGAUCGCUCCGCCCUGUCGCUUCCAACCCGCCCUGUACUGCUAAGCUGCUUCCUGGGCCGGGACUGUGGCUUUUUCCUGCCCCACUGGGGCUGGGGGCGCGGGGUGUCGCAGCCCUUGACCGUCUGAGAACAUGGAGCCCACGAGGGCGCCGCCCGGGGCGCACGGCUGGGGGCCUCAAGUGGCCGCGGGGUCGGGGACGGCCGCGGAGCUCGUGUACCAUCUAGCGGGAGCCCUGGGCACUGAGCUGAAGGAUCUGGCGCGCCGCUUCGGGCCGGAGGCGGCGGCCGGGCUCGUGCCGCUCGUGGUGCGGGCGCUGGAGCUCCUGGAAAAGGCUGCCGUGGGGCCCGCCCCGGACUCGCUGCAGGUGUCGGCGCAGCAGGCCGAACUGGAGCUGCGGCGGCUGCGGGAGGAGAACGAGCACCUCCGCAGACAGCUGCGCUCUGGGCCACAGGAGGAUCGAGCUCUGCUGCGGCAGCUCAAGGAGGUGACCGACCGACAGCGGGAUGAACUCCGGGCGCACAACCGCGACCUGCUGCAGCGCAGCCAGGAGACCGAAGCCUUGCAGGAACAGCUGCAGCGCCUCCUGCUGGUGAACGCAGAGUUGCGGCACAAGCUGGCCUUGGUGCAAACCCAGCUGCGCGCAGCGCGGGACCGCGAGAGCCAGCCAGAGCCGCGGAGCCAAGGGGCCGUGCAGCUGGCUCAGGAGCGGGAGCGGGACCAGGCCGGGGGGCCCGGGUGCGAGCAGAGGCAGGAGCCCGAGCCGGCGACUGCCGGCGCAGGAGCCCCGGGGACCCCUGAGGAUCCGGCCGAUGCCCCGCAGCAGCCAGGGCGCCCCUCCAAGGUAGGGCAGUGCAACUUCAGUCGAGAGGAGCUUGAGCAGAUCCUUCAGGAGCGGAAUGAGCUCAAAGCCAACGUGUUCCUGCUGAAGGAGGAGUUGGCCUACUUCCAGCGGGAGCUGCUCUCAGACCACCGGGUACCCGGGCUUCUCCUAGAAGCCAUGAAGGUGGCUGUCAGGAAGCAGCGGAAGAAGAUCAAGGCCAAGAUGUUAGGGACCCCAGAGGAAGCAGAGAGCAGUGACGAUGAGGAUGGCUCAUGGCUCCUGCUCUCCGGCGAUAAGGGAGACCACCCCCCACCCCCUGAGUCCAGAAUACAGAGUUUCUUUGGCCUGUGGUAUCGGGGUGAAGCAGAGGCCCCUGAAGCCGAGACCAGCAGCACAGCUCCCAGCGAGCUGGGGGGAAAAGAGGAGGCCCCACAGCACCCCCCCUUGGAACCUGUGGGCAGCCCUACAGCCCCCAACUACUGACCAGCCCUGCUUUGCUGUCGAAGAACAUCUUUGUUUGGGGGUCUCAGCUGCCCCAGGAGCCUGCCUUUGGUGCCCAACUGUGGGAGGAUGUGUGACCUCAAAUGAAGACAGGGCUCCCUCCUUCCCAGCCCUCACCAGGCUCUUUCUCAAUCCUGGCCUGAGCCAGGGCAUGACAGGGAGCUCAGCCUACUCCCUUCCCUCUGUCUCUGUGCCAAGCCUCCAGGGCCAGAUAAAAGUGCUGCCUCUCUGAGUCUCAGUUUCCCCCUCCAUGAAACGGAGAGCUGACUACCUACCUCCCAGGGGUUUGUGCGGAUGGCCUAAGCUAAUGUAAUAAAGCAACUGCCCAUGAUAC